AUGUCUAUUGCAGAUCAGCCUGCAAGGGUCCGCACCAGUGUCCUACCUGAUCACAAGGAACCAAGAGCAGAUGUUGGACGAAGCUUCCUGGGCUGUACAACUUUUAGAGUAGGAGACUUGGUGAAAUCAAAGGAGCAACAGUUGACCCUUACCCUCAGGACUUCUGAUGGUGGAAAGACAGUUGGUACCAUUGAAGUCAAUCUUGUGAAGAUGGGAGAGCUAGAAGAUGGGGAAACGGACCACAUCACAACAGAUGCCCAGGAUCAAAAGUGUGCAUUGGUUCGUGAAUGUACCGCCACUGAAGGUGUGAGUGGUAAAGAAAACUUGCCUUCAUUAAAUGCAGUGUUAAAAAACCCCAUCUGUAAGUUAUAUAGAUUCCCUACUUCUGACAACAAGUGGAUGCAGAUUCGGGAACAGAUGGCCGAGACUACACUCUCUUUCCAUAUUCCUAAAGAACUCAUCAAUCUGCACAUAAAGGAGGAUAUGAGAAGGAAUCAGGAACUUAAAGACUUGGGAGAACUUGCUCCUCACUGGGACAAUAUGCGCAAAAGUGUUAUUGCUCACUGUGACCAGAUGUUGAGCAUGUACCAGGAUACUCUUGCAGAACUUGGGAAGCAUACAG
Messenger RNA from Antrostomus carolinensis (chuck-will's-widow), 622 nucleotides. Its product is annotated as type II inositol 3,4-bisphosphate 4-phosphatase-like. NCBI's taxonomy places the organism in Eukaryota, Metazoa, Chordata, Aves, Caprimulgiformes, Caprimulgidae. Gene Ontology annotation, molecular function: phosphatidylinositol-3,4-bisphosphate 4-phosphatase activity. The record is from RefSeq and is a predicted model, not a curated record. Gene Ontology annotation, cellular component: cytoplasm. The annotation marks the transcript as partial. The transcript has 7 exons.